AUGCAAAAACCAAAAAGACCAAGCUUCGAUCUGACCGAAGCCGAGAUGAGCGCUGUUCAGCGACGCAGCUCGACAGCCCAAUUCUACAACAACAGUAUCCCAUCGGAAUCAAGCGCAGUCUCCGUCGAUGUGCUACUUCGAGCCAACGACGAAAAGCCAGCCGACGUGCUUGAGCCGGUAGCACAGAGAGAGCUUACCCAUGCCGAGAUGCUGGAAGACCUACACACCUGUGUUCAUGCGCUGGUACAGCGACCCUCUGGCGAAGGGGACGCGGCAUUUUCUAUGGAGAGUAUGCUCAAGUAUCUCGCGGACGUGUAUAUGAGCAGCCCGGAACAUCCUGACCGGAUUUCAAGCUCGGAGAUUGUCAAAAUCCUUGAGGAGGAGCGUGCAAUUGCCUUGCGGGCACCUCCGCCCAAAACUAAGUUCACCGUGCGCAUCAAGAGAGCCCUCGGUCUUCUAGCCAAAGACUCUUCAGGAACGAGUGAUCCAUACUGCACCGUCGGUAUCAUUCCACUCGGCACUAAGAAGCUCACCAAGUACGGGCCUCUGCACUUCCAGAAAACAAAGACUAUCUACAAGGACCUGAACCCGGUCUGGGAUGAAGAUCUCAUCUUCGAGGUCGACAAUGUCUGGGGUUCCAAGCUUCUGAUUGAUUGCUUUGAUGAAGAUGAGGCUCUACUUGGCAGAAGCGCCACAGAGCCUGGCGGCGACGACUUCCUUGGAAGGAUUGUGAUACCGCUAAGCACGAUCGGCAUGGAAUUCGCACAGACUAUCGAAGUUUCCUCCCGGUCGCGCCGAUCGAAUGUGACCGGCGCCAUUGAACUAGCGGUCACCGCCAGCCCUAUCAUUGCAGACGAUGUGCGUGCCGAGAAAACGGUCAAGAACAGUCACCUCAACGCGCAAUUCAGCCAGAUCCACGCUGAAUGCAUCGCGCACGACGGCGCGAAAGCCAGCGCGCAGAUGUCAGAGCUUAUGCGCUGCCUGGUGAUGACUAACUGCCUGAAUCCAGUCGUCGCUAACAAAUGCAAGUUUACCAACCAAGUGUCGCAGCUGUGGCGCACUAACACCACCGAUGUCGUGACCAUGGCAAACACUAUCGAAGGAGUGGCGACGGAGGGCGAUUUCAAGAACCUUUCAAAAAGUGAAGCGGAAGAGCUCUAUCAAGCGCUGGCGAAGAUACACAGCUACUUCUGCUGGAUGCUUGUUCGCUUCAAUGACAAGUUUCCGUUCUCGGAGAAGGAUUCCGAUAACCGACUAUUUGACUGGGGUGAUGUACUGGGCCUUGCUAUGAUCGUGCCUGGGUUCACUCAGAAGUUUCCCUCGAUCCUGCCGUUGAACGAAGUGGCAGCCUUGUGCAUUGAGCAAAACGCGGUCAGGUGCGUGAACCUAGCGAAAGAGUCGGCCGCCGAGGCCUGCGAAAACGAGGCGGUUUCACGGCUGGUGUAUAGGUUCAACAUUCACCUCCGUACUCUCGAUGCCGCGCGUGCCAAACCAAGUGCGCCUCUGAGGGAAAUGGGGGUGAGGUAUCUGACCACACACACGCGGACCUAUUUACAAGUGCUUCUCGAAGAACUCGAUGAUACCAUCAAUGGAGUUCUGCACGAGCCGGAAUACGGCGAGAUGAAUCCGUACAUCUUCCAACUCUACUUUCAAUGCAAGCGCUUCGUGACUGAAUACGUCUCGAAACUCAUACCAGCCAGCGAAUGGAAACCUCUAAAGAACUAUGAGCAGAAGUUCACGCGAUUUGUUGUCGAGUGGUUAAACGUUACUCGACGCUUGGCCGCAAACUGGAUACACAUGGCCAUCCAGGUCGACGAUACGGCUGUAUCGGAUGUGCUUUACUCCUCCUCUGUCAUUGAUGUCUUCGCUUGCUUCUCGCAAGCGCUUGAUUUCAUUGUUAAACUGGAAUGGGAGGACCCGAGCACGAACCUAGCGUUCGUAACCAUGUUCUUCGAGAUGGUCUGUGAAGGCUUGACAGUCUAUGCCCAGAAAGUGCGGAUAAAGUUCGAAGAGCAGGCACAUGCGGAAACAGACUUUGUUACCAUUGAGCACUGCAUACACUUAAAUAAUCUGGACAUAGCUGUGGAGAAGAUGAGGGCCACGUUUGAGGCGAUAGACCAGCAGAGUAUGGUGGAGAAAAUAAAGAAAAGUGAGGACUCGCAUUUCAAGUCCCCGCUGGUGGUCUUCUUCGAAGAGCAAGCCAUUUUUGUGCGAGAACAGCUAUACUUCUGUUUGGACUUCUUAGCAAAAAAGAUCGAACCUCUGAUUGUGAAGUUCAUGCAACGGCUGGUUGGCGUUGAAAAGAAACCAGUGCUCAAAGUCCUGGAGAACUUCUUCGUCGGUGAUCUGCUGGAAGACGAUGAGGAUGCUUCGCUCGAGCUGUUGAAGAAGACCAUGGAGAAGAUCGAUUCAAAGACUGUCAUCACAGAAGAUUUAGUGUUCCAAAUGAUGCUGGAUCUAACGGAGUUUCUGGACCUAAUUCUCGGAACGCUGAAUGAAUACCUGAUUACCCACGAUCUGUUCAUCAACAUCUUGGAGAGGCUUUGGAGCAACACGGUGAAUGCUAUGUGGACAGUGAUCAAGCCCAAGAGCAAUCGAUAUCCGCUGAACGAGCAGAAGUCGAAGAUCCUGGCACAUGCACUGAACAUUCUCCGCAACUACUUCCACGCCGGUGGCGAGGGUGUCAAGAACGACAAGAUCGACAUCGAAGAGUUUAUAAAGCUGAAGGAAAUCUUAGGGUUUGUGCCUCUGCCCACCAGCGAGCUCGUAGGCCGGUACUAUCGGGACCAAGAAAAAAUGCAGGCUAAGGCGAAUAAUAUAGUAGAGAAUGACACUGACCUGGCGGAGCUGCCAGAAGAGGAUCUCGGUAAAUUUGAAGCAGAGAUCACGUACGAUCCCGAAACAGGCCUGGUGAAGGUGCUGCUGGUCUGCUGCUAUGGACUGCCAGCCAUGGACGAUACAGGACUAUCGGACCCAUAUGUAAUGAUGAGUGUGCUGCCUGUGAAAGCCCGGAGUAAAAAGCAGAAAUCCGCCGUCAAAUACGAAACCCUGAACCCAGUGUUCGAUCAGAUGAUGGAAACGUACGUCGAUGCCACUGUGGAAGGCGAGAGUCUGAAAUUCGAUUUCUAUGACUACGACUACAUCGGAGGUGAUGAUUACAUGGGCGAGGUGGUCAUUCCAAUCUCAUCCCUGCCUAAGAACAAACCGUACCGUAAUGUCUGGCAGCUUGCGGCCAGAGCCGUUGGGACGAAUAAUCUGCAGAGGUACGGCAAGUCCGAGAUAUCGUUAAUACACAGAAGAAACUUCAGAUCAGUCGAUAUCAACUUACACAACGCCACGGGUCUCUUACCAAUGGAUAGAACAGGAUUGACCGAUUGUUACGUAACUGCGAGGAUACUACCGGACUGUCGCCAGGACAAGGAGCAUGGUGCCUACAAGUCCAAGACUGUGAUGGAAACUCUCAACCCGGUGUUUGAGGAGCCUUUUACCAUUAAAUACAAACGAUCCGACGCGCAAAUGGAACCGGUCAUGCUACAAUUGCAAUUCUGGGAUUACGAUCAAUUUGAGUCGGACGAAUACAUCGCUGAAGUACUGAUCGAUAUAAAGCGCUUAUCAGAGGUCCUCCUUCGACAAGAGUUCGGACUGUCCCGCGCCGGAGCUUCAAUUUCGUCCAAAUACAUAUACUAUAUCUUAAACGACCGAGCCCAGAACCUGAUGCCCAAGUUCUUUAUGGGCAGGAAAGACUACGCAGCGAAAGCCUUUAUAGCCGAGGUUGCGCCGAAUCUAGGCGAUGAAUUCGAAUCCCUCUAGACUCGUAGAAAAGAAAUCUCGAUAUCAAAUAAAUACUGGCUGUGCACUGUGCUCAAGCGCGAUAGGUAAUCGACGACUGUCAAUGGACUUGAAGGC
Sphaeroforma arctica JP610 is the source of this 3906-nucleotide messenger RNA. RefSeq lists its product as hypothetical. Lineage: Eukaryota; Ichthyosporea; Ichthyophonida. Bases 1 to 3810 code for a protein of 1269 amino acids. The record is from RefSeq and is a predicted model, not a curated record. The transcript has 30 exons.